AACCACCUACUUAAAGCUAUUUUAAGCUAAAACACGUUUAAUAUGGUUAUUAUCGGCGGACUUUAAGUGAUGAUUGACUGGAACAUCGUAGACAGACUGUAGAAGAACAGACCUGUGCUAGAUGUUUCUACAGCCUGCGGCGACAGAAAUAGACACGAACCUGCGUUUGAUCUUAAGGAGGAUGAACGGGACACCUACCUGGCUGCUGCUGCUGCUGCUUUCUCUCUGUGCCGUGGCCUGGUCUGUGCCUGUUGACCGCAAUGGAGCCAACCAAGAACCAAAAGAAGAAGUUCCAGAGGAGAACAUGGACACAGGCCUGUACUACGACAGAUACCUCAGGGAGGUGAUCGAGGUUUUAGAGACAGACCCUCACUUCAGAGAAAAGCUACAGACAGCGAACACAGAGGAUAUCAAGAAUGGUCGUCUCAGUAAGGAGCUGGAUCUGGUCAGCCAUCAUGUCAGAACGCGCCUGGAUGAGCUGAAGCGGCAGGAGGUGUCUCGUCUGAGGAUGCUGCUAAAGGCCAAACUGGACAGCACCAACACACAGAGUCUGCAGAUGGACCAUGCCUCUCUGCUGAAGCAGUUUGAACAUCUGGAUCCACACAAUCAGAACACCUUUGAGGCCAAAGACCUUGAGCUGCUAAUCUCCACGGCCACCAAAGAUCUGGAGAACUAUGAUGCUGAGAGGCACGAGGAGUUCAAGCGUUACGAGAUGCUGAAAGAGCAUGAGAGACGGGAGUACCUGAAGGGCCUGGACCAGGAGAAGAGGGAAAAGGAGGAGAAGAGAAUGCAGGAGCUGAAGGAGAAACACCGCCAACAUCCUAAAGUCAACGCUCCGGGUAGUGUAGCCCAGCUGCGGGAGGUGUGGGAGGAGACAGAUGGACUGGAUCCACAGGAGUUUAACCCUAAAACCUUCUUCAAACUUCAUGACACAAAUGAAGAUGGAGUUUUAGAUGAACAGGAAUUAGAAGCUCUCUUCACUAAGGAGCUGGAGAAAGUCUAUGACCCGAAAAAUGAGGAGGAUGAUAUGAUGGAGAUGGAGGAAGAACGGUUGAGGAUGAGAGAACAUGUCAUGAAGAAUGUGGAUACAAAUAAAGACCGGCUCGUCAGCCUGGAUGAGUUCCUCAAAUCCACAGAGAAGAAGGAGUUCAAUAACCCCAAAGAGUGGGAGACUCUGGACACUAAGCCGGCGUACACAGAAGAAGAGCUCCAGCGAUUUGAGGCCGAGCUCCGGGAUAAAGAGGAGCUGAAGAGGAGAGCCGAGACUCUGCGUCAGGAGCAGGAGCUGCUGAAGGAGAGAAAAGCCCUGGAGGCUCAGAGGAGGGAGUAUCAGCAGGCAGUAUUAGAGAUGUCUCAGAGACAGAAGGAGCAGCCGGUAGUGGACGGUCAGCCUCCUGCUGGUCCUAAUGGAGAAUUACAGUUCCAACCAGAGUCACAGAAACAGGAGGAUAAAGAGGCUAAAGCACCAGCUGAACAUGAAGCUGAGGUCCAGAAUAAUCUGCCUGCAGAGCCUCCACAGAACCUGCCAAUACACACCUAAUACAGCACACUCUGACAGCCUUAAAACACACACACACACUUAAACUUUGAUUGCACUGUCACAGACAUCCAGAUGGGUUCUGCUAACUGAAUUAUGUGAAUUGUAUAUAAAUUCAGACAGACUGGCUUUUAUCGUUUUAUCAUGACAUAUUGUAUUGUGUUCAUUGCUGUAGUUGACAUUCAAGGUGUUGAAAUAAAAUAUGUGAUAUCUGUAUUUAUGUCCUCAAAAAUCUUUAUUUUAAAAGAAGUUUUCAUUCUUGUGCCACCUUUUGCAUUUCUUUGGAAAUCUCUCAAAUGAAAAGCAUGUAUGAGAGGUUCUAUUUUUAUCAGCAGUAUUGUUGUCAUUCUUACAUUCAUGUCAAUAUACACACAUGCCUAAGGAAAAAUAAAACUUA
Messenger RNA from Sphaeramia orbicularis (orbiculate cardinalfish), 1934 nucleotides. Its product is annotated as nucleobindin-2-like. Gene Ontology annotation, cellular component: extracellular exosome; endoplasmic reticulum-Golgi intermediate compartment. The record is from RefSeq and is a predicted model, not a curated record. Bases 122 to 1540 code for a protein of 472 amino acids. Gene Ontology annotation, molecular function: calcium ion binding. Lineage: Eukaryota; Metazoa; Chordata; Actinopteri; Kurtiformes; Apogonidae. The transcript is spliced from 14 exons.